UGUUGUUAGGAUAUUAUAUUCACAGGGAGUCCCCAAGGUUAACCUUUCACAUGUGUCAACAACGGCGACAGUGAGAUAUCGAGACACCGCUGCAAGAAAGGCUUUGCGGAAUACUUUACGCUGUGGUUGCGUUGUUUGUAAGAUUUCAGCUUUCGCUGCAUAGCUUCGCUCACGAUGACCGGUCUAUCUGUGGACGAGAUGCUGGAGCGGAUUGGGAGCCUGGGGCGAUAUCAGAUUCAGCUGAUUUUGGUGUUUAGUUACAUGGAAUGGAUAAAUAUCGGCUUCCAAGUCAUGCUGCUCACCUUUGUCGCUGCGGAACCCCCCUGGCACUGUGUGGCGAAUAGCAGCGUCUGUCAGAUACCUGGGGAGCUCAAACCGGGGGAUGCCAACUAUAGCUUGAGGUGCAAUAUGUCACGGAGUGAAUGGCAGUUUGGGGAUCAGUUCACAUCUGUUGUCACCGAGUUUGACCUCGUGUGUGACAACACGGUUCUCGCUAGCGUCUCUUCAUCGGUAGUGUUCGUGGGAUGGUUGGCUGCGUCUCUAGUGUCCGGGGUUCUUUCCGACAAGAUCGGACGCAAACCUGUGUUGUUUGUGUUUGUCUUUGCUUGCGCCUUGUUUGGGUUGAUCGGGGCCUUCCCAAAUGUGUACUGGUUCUUCACCGUUUGUCGAUUCAUGGCUGGUGUUGGAAUUGGUGGAUGUGGUAUGCCUUUGUUCGUUCUUGCGACGGAGUUUGUCGGGGUUAAACACAGACACGUGGCGGGCACCUCCCUGUGGUACUCAUGGACGCUGUCCCUCAUGUCUUUGUCGGGAAUCGCGUACCUAGUGCGAGACUGGAGAACGCUAUCCAUCAUUUGCGCCGCCCCUGGGAUCCCUGUGUUGCUAGCUUGGUGGCUUGUCCCGGAGUCUGCUCGCUAUCUCAUCCUGAAAGGAAAGAUGAUGGAAACAGAGAAAAUCAUGCGGAAAAUAGCUCACACCAAUCGUAAACCAUACCCGGGGGAAGCGCUUUCCGACCCAACGGCACAAGGUGAACAGAAAAUGGGCGACGUAAGGGAUCUGUUCCGAACCAAGCGGAUGGCACAUCGAACUAUUGUCUCUUGGUAUUCGUGGUUUGUAAACGCGUUGGUUUAUUAUGGCGUCUCAUUUGCAUCGCCAUCCUUGGGUGGGAACAUGUACUUCAACUUCUUUUUGACAAGUGUCAUCGAAAUCCCUGCAAACUACGCAGCUAUUUACUCCAUGGGGAAGUUUGGUCGCAAGAAGCCCCUGGUGAUUGGCCUGAUUGUUGCGGCGUUUGCAUCUAUCGGUGCUGUACUUCUUACCAUUUAUGAUCCUGGCAGCGACAGCGGCUACCAAGCUGGUAGAAUCGUCAUGGCGAUGACCGCUAAGUUUUUCGUCAUGGUCUCGUUUGAUGCUAUCUAUGUGUACGCGGCAGAGCUCUUCCCGACUGUUAUCAGGAACAUUGGUAUGGGGACAUCUACAGCAGCGGCAAGACUGGGAUCCUUUUCAGCUCCCUAUGUGGUCAAUCUUAACCGCAUCCAUCCCCUCCUUCCCUUUGGUAUAAUGGCAGUCAAGGCUCUACUUGCUGGCAUCCUAUGCAUGACUCUACCGGAGACGAAGGGCAUGGCCACUGCAGAAACCAUGGACAUAGACGGGGAAGUAGUCGCCAACAAUGCGGUCGUCCCAAUGAAGGACGCGGAAGACGCAGGCGCGCGCGCGUCUCUACCCGACGGGGUGAUCGGGAAUAAGAUGGUGGAGGAACCGAUAAACAACGUCUCCCUUUAUGCGAGCAGGGACAACUUAGCGGACGGCAAGGAGACGGAUAAAGAGAUAGGCAUCGUCAACACCGCCUUCUAGCUGUACAUCUCAAAGGUAAUAGAAGCUGUUCUUAUAGGAAUUUUACUUAGUGAAUUGAGUAAAUAUAAACAAAGCUAUAAUCAAAUUGAAGGAAGUAGACACUUGUAUAGUCAUUGAAAUUUGUAUAUUUGUACGCGCAGUCCGAUUAUUAGAAAUUUAUGAUGGUACUACUACACAAUGGUAAUUUUCCAAUAAAAAGUAUAAAGAAUA
Messenger RNA from Nematostella vectensis (starlet sea anemone), 2061 nucleotides. Its product is annotated as organic cation transporter protein. Bases 175 to 1851 code for a protein of 558 amino acids. The record is from RefSeq and is a predicted model, not a curated record. The transcript is spliced from 10 exons. Gene Ontology annotation, molecular function: transmembrane transporter activity. Gene Ontology annotation, biological process: transmembrane transport. Lineage: Eukaryota; Metazoa; Cnidaria; Anthozoa; Actiniaria; Edwardsiidae. Gene Ontology annotation, cellular component: membrane.